AUGGCGUCAGGUUGUGAUGAAACGGUUUUGUGUAGUGUAGUGCAGCAUCAAUUGGCUCGCCUGGGAGAGCCUAACAACGAUAAGUACCAUCUCUUGCGUCUCAUCGAUGAAUACAAACUAUUCUCUUAUGAGAAAUGUGCUGCACUGGAAAAAGUUUUCAAAGAAGUUCAUUCCUUAUUGGAAUCUCCUGUUCACAAGUGGUUUGGUAUGUUACUUCUACAACGUGCAGCUUGCCAAUGCAAUACAGAAAUCCUGGCUGAUUAUGCAAAAUAUUGGCUUGAAAAGACGCUCUCCUGUCUUAAGCCUCAUCAACAGAUAGAAGUACGAAUGAUGGGGUUUCAUACUUUUUCCAUCAUGAUGAAACAUAUUUCUGAUAAGAAGAAUCUUUCCAAGUAUUUUGACACUCCAUUUCUAAACUCCUUCAUCCAUCUGUGUCUCUCUAAUAUCACCUGUUGUCCAGAACAAGCCAUACAAAGUUUGACUUAUUGUAUUGAAAAAUUCCCACCUGCAGCUGAUCUUUUUAAACAUCAAGUUGGUGAAGACUGGAUAAGCAAAUUAUUCCAUGAAAAUAUUUCAGCUAAGUUGAUUGCUGAACUUGUGUCUGCAGUUGAACAUCGAUCGUCUGUCAGUCCCCAAUUUACAGAUUUCCACUGGGAAGUGAUGAACAUCCACUACUUGCUGAACUAUAUUGUGGAUGAAGAUGACCCAGACUAUCAACCACUAAACAUAGAUAAUUCCAUGACAACUAGUUUAAAAAGCUUUUCCAGCAGCAUUUCUGACUGGGAAGAACCCAAAAGGACAAAUGCUAUCAUUUACAAAAUCAGAUUUGGAUUAUCCUGUGUUGAAAAUUCUAUCAAUAAACCAUGUUUGAAAUCUUCAGAUGCCGUCAGUUUUAAUGUCAUUGAGGUUCUUCAGUUACUUCAUAGGAUGGUCGACAUCAGCACCAAAAAGUCAUCACCCUCCAUAAGGAAAGAACUGUACAUCUCUUACCAGCCAACUUUAAUUUGUCAGGGUUCUGCCUUGUUAACCACCAUCAUCAACCGUCUCCGUAGCCAGAUUGCCCCUUUCAGCAAUAUUAUCAGCAAUUUAUUAAUCAAGUUCCUUCAGAAAACUCUCAGCUCUAAAUCUGGACAUUCUACAACUGUUGCUUACUUUGAAACAAAAUCCCAGAUCUACUCUUGCCUGACAGUCUACCUCCAGGUAAUGAAAAGUUCCAUCGAUCGGAAAGGAUUCACAGAUCAAAUGAUCAACCACAUACUUAAAGACAUUGCCAUUGAAGAACCUUCCAUUAAGUUGGCAGAUACCAAUAAGAAAGGGAGAAUUACUAAUGAUGCCCAGUGUAAUAGCAAUGGAGAUCUUGCAGUUAAGGCUCUCAUAGUUCUUCGUUGGUUGAUAAUUACAGUUGGGCCAAGGAUUAAUGCUAAAUCUCUAAAUGAUAUUCAAGCUGCUCUAAUCGAUUGUGUUGAGACAUCAUUCCUCCAACAAUCAGAACAAAAUAUUAGUAGCAGUCGUCGUAAAGAGCAAUUCCAUUCUCUAAUGGUUCUAGGUACUGUUCGUCAUGCUUACUACGCCCCACCUGUUGCUACCAUUAUGUCUUUGUUGAACAGGGCAUCAAAUGAAGACCCUGACCUCAUGGUCUCAAGUUAUUGUCUUGAAGCCAUGAGUAGUUUUGAAUUCAUUGCCAUUGCUUGUCGUGCUGUUAUGUUUCAAACUGUUUCUGUUCCUGCUCAGUCAAGUAAAACCCCAUCAAGCCAGCCACCCACUGCAAUGUGGAUGCAACAUUCAGCAAGCAAUAUAUCCACUCAAGAACCUCGACAACAAGCCUCCUUUAAUGAAUAUCCCUCAGUCUCAAAUACUAGACAACAGUCGCAGACAGUAGGUGAAGCAGUGCCCCUCUUAUCUCCAGUGGCUACAGAACCACCAUCGUUUAUCUCAGUCGGAACUGCUAAUCAUCAGGAUGAUAACUUGCAGCAGAAUAGUUUGACAUUUGAAGGAGAUCUGAACACACCACAAGUUGUUCCCUGUUCCACAUCGACACAACAAGUAUCUGACAUGGAGGCUGCACCCAGGGACAUAGCAAUGGAUGAGGGCAGUGAAGUUGCUUCUGAAUCUAAUUCAGCAGAAGCUAUCAAUUCAGAUUCGGACAUUCAGUUUGUGGAGAGUGCUGGCGGAGAAGAUUCUGCUGAGGAUGACGACAACAGCAUUGAAGAGGAAAAUGAGGAAUCCAAAAAUACAUCACAAAUUGAUGAAAUGCUAAAAGCAUUUGUUGAGGCACCACCAGACUCUGACUAA
Molecule: messenger RNA, 2292 nt
Organism: Acanthosepion pharaonis
Lineage: Eukaryota; Metazoa; Mollusca; Cephalopoda; Sepiida; Sepiidae
Source: the annotation of a GenBank genome assembly